GCCAUGUGAUUUAAAGUGUCAUAGAAAAAAAUCAAAGUUUCAAUGAGGCCACUUGACACGUUCAACCAUGGAUAUUUUGGAUAGUAUUCGUUUGUUAGUUGAUAACUUUAUACUUGAUAUACGUCACACCAGUUUUGUCUACAAACGACGGACAUGUUUUCAGUUUAUACUUCAAUUAAAAGAACUGUUAAUUAUAAAGAAAAGCUGCCAUCAUUUUAAUACUUUAAUAAUUUAACACAUUAUGUAUAUAAAAUAUGAUUUAAAAAACACGUGAUCAGUGACGUCAGUUGGAAGUAUUCAAACUAAUUGUAGAGAUCCGAAAGUAGUGCUUCUGUAUUUCAUCACAUAUUUCACACAAAAUACAAACUUAAAGGUUAGACUAUAAUGAAAAGUGUGUUUUAAUUAGUAUCAGUUAAACGUCUCACAAGGCAACUCACUCGGGCCAAAAACGUACCUAACUUCUUAGUCUUCGUUGGUUUACAUUAAUUAACAAACGUAUCCGCUAUUGCCAUGUUUUUGUAUCUAGUUAUUACAUUUAAUUUUGAAUACAUUUGUAUAUAUCUGUAGGCAUAUACCUUUAAAACUUUGUGUGAAAACAGUUCUGAUUACAAAAAAAACCACCUGACGUUAGCAAACAACAUGUGAUCGCUAUUGAUAAACAUGACAAGGUUAUUUGUCACAAACAAGACCAUCUGAAACUGACUUGUUAAUUAACUUCAGUUUUCAAAACACCGCUCGCAACUUGCAGGAAACUGCACAUAUACUUGCCAUUAACAGAAGUGAAUUAUAAAAUUUGUUUCAGACGUAAAAGUUAGCGGGAAAAUGGAUAUUCGAUUUGCUGCGUUACUUUUUGUACUAUGCUUGUGCGUAACAACAUCUCUUAGUAAAAGCAUACCGGAGGCCGCUGAAAUCGAUGCAAAUAUGGAAAAGGCAGAUCGUUUGGAAAGAGCAGCGGCAGCAACUGAUAAUGCCAGACGAAAAAGAGCUGACAGUAAUGCCAUGAUUGGCGUUGAUUCAAAGGAUUCUACGGGAGAGGAGCUUAGCUCAAAGAGGAAAAAGCGUUCUGCUGGUGAUGCUACUAGUGAAUCUAGUGAUGACAGUUCCAGUGAAUCUAGUGAUGACAGUUCCAGUGAUUCUAAGGAUGACAGUUCCAGUGAUACGGGAGAGGAGUCUAGCUCAGAGAGGAAAAAGCGUUCUGCUAGUGAUGGCACUACUAGUGAUUCUAAGUCGUAAUUUUGUUCUGUCUGGGUUUAAAUUAUAUUUUAAUUGUUUAAAAUUGUACUCAUUUGUUAUAUAAAGUGUAUAUAAUAAAGAAAAACUGGGGA
Molecule: messenger RNA, 1325 nt
Organism: Mercenaria mercenaria
Lineage: Eukaryota; Metazoa; Mollusca; Bivalvia; Venerida; Veneridae
Product: clumping factor B-like
Exons: 3
Coding region: 823-1233 (136 amino acids)
Source: RefSeq, a predicted model, not a curated record